GAGGGCGCGGCCGACGCCACCGAAGCCGGUUCUCUCGGGUCGCCGUCAUGACGGGGCGCAAGUUUCCCAAGGAGAAGAAGCGGCACCGCUCCCGCCUGGGCUGCCUGGAGGAAGGAGGCACCGAGAGGAAACGCCGGAGCACCGAGUCGCUUCAAGGCCUGGCCGAGGAAGCAAAAUGUACUACUACACAAGUUCUAGAAAAUGAGGAUGUGGAAGACGAACCCAGUGACCUAGAAGAAGGUGGAUUAGAUCUCAGCGUGCAAUUGAAGCCAGUUAGUUUCUACAUCACAGAUAAGAAGGAAAUGCUUCAGCAGUGCUUUUGUAUCAUAGGGGAGAAGAAAGUACAGAAAAUGCUGCCUGAUGUCUUAAAGGACUGUUCAAUAGAAGAAAUCAAAAGGCUUUGUCUUGAACAGUUGGAGCUCCUGUCUGAGAAGAAGUUAUUGAGAAUUCUUGAAGGUGAGAAUGAAGCUGACUCCGACAGUGAUGAAGAGGCUAAUGGUGGGGAAGAGAAGACGGCAGUUGAAUCUAUUAGCCAGCAAGACAAUAGUAUAGAUUCUACUUCUUCUUUGAAGGAAGACAACAAACUGGAAGCUUUGGACUCAAAGCAAGGCAAGGGAGAAGACAGCGAUGUUCUCAGCAUCAACGCAGACGCAUACGACAGUGACAUCGAAGGCCCAUGCAAUGAGGAGGAUAAUUCAGAAGGGCUAGAAAGGACUGUCAGAAGUGGAGAUGGUCCAAUAGACGACCUCCAGAAGGACAUUGAUAAAAGCGUGAACGAGAUCCUGGGGCUUGCCGAAUCUUCCCCAAAGGAGCCAGAGGCAGCAACUUUGGCGGUUCCUCCAACAGAUGAUGUCCAGCCUUCAGCGCAGCAGCUGGAACUCCUGGAGCUUGAGAUGCGAGCGAGGGCUAUUAAGGCUCUCAUGAAAGCCGGAGAUGUAAAAAAAUAGCCCCAGGGCUGUUUCAUUUGCAAGAUGUCUGCAUUUGUUCUGAUGGGUGUGAUGUCGGCUCCCUUCAGUGCUAAAAUAUAUCUGAACCGGUUUUGACAUUCCUCAUUCAAGCCCUUUGUGUAUCCUGACCCAUGGCUGAAGAAGUUGGCAGCAGUUUGUCACUGCCAUCAGAACUGUGUGACUCUCGCACAAAUGGAGAGGCUUGACACUGGCCAUUUUCUCUCUUUGUGUUGGAUUUCCCUACCCCCACCCCCACCCCCAACACGAAUUGGGAAAUGGUUGUAGAUCAUAUGAAUCUCUUGCUAAAUCCCGGUGCUUUGCAGAAUAAUUGGGGAACAAUGUAAGGCCUUCUCAGGGCUUACUCCAGCAUUCUGAGGAGGUUCAGUUGGGGAGAAAGAAAGGAAGAAAGACCACCGCUCCUUAGAGACGGAGCCCUAUCGGGCGUGUAUAUUGAGAAAUCCCUUGCACCAGCAGUUGAGACCCAGAUUGCUUGUUUUCGUUGGGUUCGGUUCAUGAGCAAAAUAUUGUAUGCCCUAUGCCAUGGGAGCCAAGAUGGUAGUGCAGUCUGUGGAGCCCUCAAUAGGUCUUGGCAACUUCUGGUGCCAGCCCAUAAGCAUUCAUAAUCUCUGUAGUUUGAAACAUAAUGCAGUUACUGUCUCCCUUAAUUUUUAGUGAGUUUUAAGUAAUGAUGUGGGUGCAUCCUAAAACACACCCUUUAAAACGAAUUUCUGGUGCUUGACAGUAGUGAUGUGCGUAGCGUCCAGCUUUCCAGGACAUGUUACAAAUUCAUUUUUAACCCCUUAAGUGCAUUUUUAAUGUUAAGUUAUAGGCUUAAUAUGGUUAAAUGUAAUUUGUAAACUCAGCCUAGGAAGACCCUUUCCUACAACUAGAUAGGAUGUUUUGACAAUGCAGAAGUAGAUAUUUAUAUGCAGUUGGGGUAGUUGUUAUGCAUGUGUCUAUCCUGUACGUUAUGGAGCAGAGCGACUAAGACUUAAAAUGUCGGUAUCCUGAGGUUUUGUUUUGAAGUAAGUCUGCACUGAUUGCAGGAAAAUAAAGACAUAAAUAAAAAUUUAUGACUCCUUCUUCAGGGUGCAAGGCACACCAAUACCUGCUCUUUUGAAAACGGCCCAAAAGUGUGGGAGAUCAACAUGUAUUAAUAAAUACAUUUGACUAUACAUUUC
Molecule: messenger RNA, 2128 nt
Organism: Lacerta agilis (Sand lizard)
Lineage: Eukaryota; Metazoa; Chordata; Lepidosauria; Squamata; Lacertidae
Gene: CAAP1
Product: caspase activity and apoptosis inhibitor 1
Exons: 6
Coding region: 48-947 (299 amino acids)
Source: RefSeq, a predicted model, not a curated record